GCUUGCCAUUUCAUGUUGAGUUGUUUUGUUGUGGUCCGUUUACGAUGGUUUUAUCAUCUUUCUUUGACACAUCUUGGAAAAUUUCCCACAUUUCCAUAGUUUUAACUGAAAAACAGCUGAACAAACAGCUGGCACCGAAUUUGCAUAGAUCCCUAGAAUUGAGACAUUAGAGCUUGAAACAACUUGUUGGCUAGUAAAUACUGACAUUUUUUCCUUCAAAGAAAAAUUAUACUAAAUGACCUUAAACCUAAAGAUGACUACAACUGAGGUACUAAAACUUUCAAUUGAAAGUAGUUGCUAUUUCAAGAUAAAUCUUUGUGAGAUUCAUUUCUUAGCAAGCAAAUCUCCAAUUCUCAUGCACUAAUUACUAGAGACAAAAAAUUAUAGAGAUCAGCAGAAUCACUUCACACAUGUGUAACCAUUAUGUAAAUUGUCACUGGUGGAAGCCGUAUUUCAUUUUGAAUUACUGAAACAGUAUGUUCUGUAUUGGCAAAUUAUUUGGGUUUCUUGAAGGAGAAAUUAAUACCAUAAUGGAGAAUAAAAAGGAGUGUUAUCAAUAUUUAAGCUUACAAACUUGUUUCCCAAAAAUGAAAAUUGUACUCGCCAAAGGGGUGAGUGAUCAAUGAUUUGCACUUGUGCAACGCUUUUCACACUCACAUUGGCGAGUGUGCGACUGCUAAUUUCCCACACUGCAUGUACGUGUAUGUUGUUCAUGUAGAUGUACUGGUACAUGUAUAUAAACCCACAGCAUGUUGUCCCUACUCUUAGAUCAAAUAUCACCAGCUAUGUACAGUCUUUAGGUGGUGUCAUCUCUUGAAUUCAAAUGGUUUAUAAAGGAAUCUUCUGGCCAUUAUAAACAACGAGAAUGCUGUUGUUCUAUCUAGAGAUUAUAAAAGUGAAUCAUUCAACUCACAAAAUUAAAUUACCCUUGGACAAGCUGUGCAAAUCUCAUUCUUUAAGAGCCCAGAAUGUCAAGGCCUCCUGUUGUUUCAGAUCAAGGUUGAUUGCUUGACGAUGAAAAAUGAGCACUCUAUGCAUGCAACACAAAAGAUUGGAAUUGGCCAGUUGCAGCCAAAAGAAAGUGGACACUGGAGUCAAGACAAAAAAAACAAAACAAAACAAAAAAAAACUAGCAAGCUUUGUGCAAUGCCUAAGACAGUGCUGAUUUUAAGGUUUUAUUAAUAAAAGGACUUUUUCAAUUAUUUCUUUCAGUGCCAUUAUGUCCUUCAUCAAAGCCAUGACAUCUCAACUGGAUUAUUAUUACAACUGUGAUUUUCCCCCUAGCCACUUGCGCAAAUUUGCUUGGGGAAAAAUUCAGGACAAUGCCCCUGAUGUGUAUUACUUACUGUCAAAAAUGCACUUUGAUAAAGACACACUUAAUGAACUCUUUCACAAACACAAGGAUGGUGGAGGUAAUUUGACUAGCCAGGAAGUUGCUUGUGACUGGGUACGCGAGACUAGAGAUAUCUGGUUGUCAUGGCUCCCUCCUGGGAGUCUGAAUAAGGUGCCAGUUUAUCUUGGAGGGAUGUUUCCAUUGUCAGUCAGUGAGGAUGCAGUGUGGAGCAGGCCUGGAAUUCUGCAGGGAGCAUUGAUGGCUCUAGAGGAAAUCAACCAAGAUUACAAGAUUCUCAAUAAUUACAGCUUGGAGCUCAUCAUAGAGGACACACAGUGCAAAACAGCUCUCAUUCUCAAUGCAUUCAUCGAGUUUAUGUCACAGGUGCACAAUAAAUCCAUAGUGGGCAUCUUAGGCCCGGCCUGCUCAGUUCAAACUGAGAUAAUUGCUGAAGUUGCACCUAUGUACAAUACGAUCAUCAUGGGAUACAGUGUGGAAGGUGUUGCACUGGCAGAUCGCGACAAAUACCCACUAUUCUUUAGAACCUCUCCAAGCUAUGCUGAGUUUAAAUAUGCCUAUGCUACUGUGUUUGAGUUCUUCAAAUGGAAGCAGUAUGCGUCACUGACUGAUACAAACUAUGUGUCGCAGACUGUGACGGCUAUUCAUGAGUAUUUAGAGAGCAGAGGGAUUACUUUGGUAUAUGCCAGACAAAUUGCAAAUCAAGACCGCGUUGAUAUAAAGACUUAUGUGAGGUCCUUGCUAGAGAGCUCAGCAAAGAUUAUUAUUGCUACUUUGUUUGAGGGUCUGGCAAGAGCUGUUGUCUGUGAAGCCUAUAGACAGGUGAGCAAUGUCAUAAAUGUUUUAAUGCUACAGAACUCACAAGUUAAACACCAGCAGCUCUAAACCUAACUUUAACUAAGACCUAACUUUACCAAGUGCCAAACAUGUAGAAGAGGGUUUUAUCAUUUUAUAGCUCCCAUAUAGGCAUUUUAAAAUUGGAAAUUGCAGUUCUUUCUGAAAACACACCCAGUCCCUCUGGGAUGUAAUAUAUCAAACACGAGAGACAGUGUUUCAUCAGGAUAUCCAAACACUGAGA
Molecule: messenger RNA, 2429 nt
Organism: Orbicella faveolata
Lineage: Eukaryota; Metazoa; Cnidaria; Anthozoa; Scleractinia; Merulinidae
Biological process (GO): multicellular organism development; positive regulation of kinase activity; protein phosphorylation
Cellular component (GO): ATP-binding cassette (ABC) transporter complex; signaling receptor complex; plasma membrane
Molecular function (GO): ATP binding; transmembrane receptor protein tyrosine kinase activity; transmembrane transporter activity
Source: RefSeq, a predicted model, not a curated record